CUAUAACUAUAUAUAAAUGUGCUAUGGUAUGCCAUCAUUGAAAAGUCUAUUAUGGGCUUGCAGUCUCCAGAUUUAAACCUGAGAGCCUUAAACCACAUGCAUUUUCUGACUCAAUUCAACUACACUAAGUAGCCAGUAAGGUGUGCAGUUGCACUUUUGUAAGGAGGGACUGAUACUUAUUUGUUAUCUAAAGAUAAAUAUUGGUAACAUAACCUAGGGAAACAGUCUUAAGCCUUCAAGUGUAAGAAUAGAGGAGGAAGCAAGUGUUGAAGGUAUAAAGUUGCACCUUUUUGAAACUUUUUGAUUGUGAAGUAUUCUAAAUAUUUGUAUGGCUUUGUCUUUAUAGACUGAAAUCGCCAAGAGAUUGAAUACGAUUUGUGCACAAGUCAUCCCAUUUCUGUCUCAGGAACAUCAACAACAGGUGGCCCAGGCUGUCGAACGUGCCAAACAGGUGACCAUGGCAGAGUUGAAUGCCAUCAUCGGGGUACGUGGCCUACCAGGUCUACCUCCUACACAGCAGCAGUUGCAAGCUCAGCAUCUUUCUCAUGGCCAUGGACCCCCGGUACCCCUAACGCCUCACCCUUCAGGACUGCAGCCUCCUGGCAUCCCGCCCCUCGGGGGCAGUGCCAGCCUUCUCGCGCUGUCUAGUGCUCUGAGUGGGCAGUCUCACUUGGCAAUAAAAGAUGACAAGAAGCACCAUGAUGCAGAGCACCACAGAGACAGAGAGCCGGGCACAAGUAAUUCCCUUUUGGUCCCAGACAGUCUAAGAGGUACAGAUAAACGCAGAAAUGGGCCUGAAUUUUCCAACGACAUCAAAAAACGGAAGGUGGAUGAUAAGGAUUCUAGCCACUAUGACAGCGAUGGUGACAAAAGCGAUGACAACUUAGUUGUGGAUGUGUCCAAUGAGGACCCUUCUACUCCACGAGCAAGUCCUGCCCAUUCACCUCGGGAAAAUGGAAUCGACAAAAAUCGCCUGCUGAAGAAAGAUGCUUCUAGUAGCCCAGCUUCCACUGCCUCCUCGGGAAGUUCUGCUUCUUUGAAAUCCAAAGAAAUGAGCUUGCAUGAAAAAGCCAGCACGCCCGUUCUGAAAUCCAGCACGCCGACUCCUCGGAGCGACAUGCCAACGCCGGGCACCAGCGCCACUCCAGGACUCCGUCCAGGCCUGGGCAAGCCUCCAGCCAUGGAGCCCCUCGUCAACCAAGCGGGAUUUGGUUUUCAUUUGGAAUUGGUACCAGGGAAUGGAAAAUUCGGACUGAAGGAGAAAUCUUGGAUUUUAUCAAGAAAAUCUUCUUUUGAGAUUAAGUCAGCCGCCGGUUUGAGGACGCCCCUGGCAGUGCCUGGCCCGUACCCUGCUCCCUUUGGGAUGGUCCCCCACGCCGGCAUGAACGGCGAGCUGACCAGCCCCAGCGCCGCUUACGCCAGUUUACACAGCAUGUCACCCCAGAUGAGCGCUGCCGCUGCGGCCGCCGUGGUGGCCUACGGGCGCUCCCCAAUGGUUGGUUUUGAUCCUCCUCCCCACAUGAGAGUACCUACCAUCCCUCCGAACCUGGCGGGAAUCCCUGGGGGAAAACCUGCCUACUCCUUCCACGUCACUGCAGAUGGUCAGAUGCAGCCUGUGCCCUUUCCCCCCGAUGCCCUCAUUGGACCCGGAAUCCCCCGACAUGCUCGCCAGAUCAACACCCUCAACCAUGGGGAGGUGGUGUGUGCAGUGACCAUCAGCAACCCCACGAGGCACGUGUACACAGGAGGCAAGGGCUGUGUCAAGGUCUGGGACAUCAGCCACCCUGGCAACAAGAGCCCUGUCUCUCAGCUUGACUGUCUGAAUAGAGAUAAUUAUAUCCGUUCGUGUAAAUUGCUCCCUGAUGGCUGCACUCUCAUUGUGGGAGGGGAAGCCAGCACUCUUUCCAUUUGGGACCUGGCUGCUCCAACCCCUCGCAUCAAGGCAGAGUUGACAUCCUCGGCCCCUGCCUGCUAUGCCCUGGCCAUCAGCCCUGACUCCAAGGUCUGCUUCUCAUGCUGCAGUGAUGGCAACAUCGCCGUGUGGGACCUACACAACCAGACACUUGUGAGGCAAUUUCAGGGCCACACAGACGGAGCCAGCUGUAUUGAUAUAUCUAAUGAUGGCACCAAGCUCUGGACGGGCGGUUUGGACAACACAGUCAGGUCCUGGGACCUGCGCGAGGGGCGGCAGCUGCAGCAGCAUGACUUCACCUCACAGAUCUUCUCCCUGGGAUACUGCCCAACUGGGGAGUGGCUAGCUGUGGGCAUGGAGAGCAGCAACGUGGAAGUGCUGCAUGUGAACAAGCCUGACAAGUACCAGCUGCAUCUCCACGAGAGCUGUGUGCUGUCCCUCAAAUUUGCUUAUUGUGGUAAGUGGUUUGUGAGUACUGGAAAAGAUAACCUCCUCAAUGCUUGGCGAACCCCGUAUGGAGCCAGUAUAUUCCAGUCCAAAGAGUCCUCGUCAGUGCUCAGCUGUGACAUCUCUGUGGAUGAUAAAUACAUAGUCACUGGCUCAGGGGAUAAGAAGGCCACAGUCUAUGAAGUCAUCUACUGAAAACAUGGAAUUUAACGUUUAUAGUUGAAUUGGGCCAAAAUGUUUUGAAUUUGUAGAAAUAGAAAAGUUGUAACUUUAAAAGAAAACACACACACACACACAGACCUGUUUCCAAACCUUGACACAAAACUACUUUGAGUCUACAAAGAGGAGGCAACGACUCCGUCAACAGAAGGUCGCCUACCUAGACCAAAUGGAGCACCGCGACCACCUGGACAGAGGAGCCAAGGGGCGUAGGACUGAGGAACGGAAUCUGCCAACCUGAGCUGCAGCCGGUUCUCGUCUCGCUGGAGGAUCUGUCGCCCACACCUGGCCUGAGUGAGAUUUCCUUCCUGUCCUUGCACUUCACCUUGCGUUCCGUCCUUUGUAGAGCAGUGGUGUCUCCAAUGAACUUGUUUCCUGGUUUUGCAUCUUGUGAAAUGUUUUUUUUGUAUUUUUGUUGAAGGUUAAACAUUUGUAUAAAUUGUAAAUAUAUUUGGUUUAAUACAGUAAAGCCUUUAGUACCAAUAA
Messenger RNA from Marmota monax (woodchuck), 3064 nucleotides. RefSeq names its product TLE family member 1, transcriptional corepressor (gene Tle1). NCBI's taxonomy places the organism in Eukaryota, Metazoa, Chordata, Mammalia, Rodentia, Sciuridae. Gene Ontology annotation, cellular component: nucleus; transcription regulator complex. The transcript has 17 exons. The coding region runs from base 458 to 2554 and encodes 698 amino acids. Gene Ontology annotation, molecular function: protein binding; transcription corepressor activity. The record is from RefSeq and is a predicted model, not a curated record. Gene Ontology annotation, biological process: regulation of DNA-templated transcription; negative regulation of canonical Wnt signaling pathway.